AUGGGAAAUUGUGUUGACGACUACAAAACCAAGGUUGAAGUUAUUCCUGAACAAGAGAUAGCUCAUAAUGAUUUUAAGCUAGAAAUAAAAUCAUUAGAGCAAUACAGUUAUCAAGGAGAAUCACAGACAGAACUACUUAAUUCAAUUAUUUCAAGCCAAUUACUGAUGAGUCAAGUAAUUUUUAUACAGAGGGUUGAUCAGUUUCGGAACCAAUAUAGACAAUACUGUCGAAAAAGAAAAACUUUAGAAGCUAAAAGAUCUGAAGAAGACCUUUCUGGGUCAAGCACCUUACUUAAAGUAAAAUCUCUUCAAUUUUAA
Messenger RNA from Blepharisma stoltei, 318 nucleotides. The record is from the annotation of a GenBank genome assembly. Lineage: Eukaryota; Ciliophora; Heterotrichea; Heterotrichida; Blepharismidae.